Messenger RNA from Cuculus canorus (common cuckoo), 5976 nucleotides. It is a transcript of the gene GPALPP1, whose product is annotated as GPALPP motifs containing 1. Lineage: Eukaryota; Metazoa; Chordata; Aves; Cuculiformes; Cuculidae. The record is from RefSeq and is a predicted model, not a curated record. The coding region runs from base 1146 to 2297 and encodes 383 amino acids. The transcript has 9 exons.
UAUUCUACUUUCAUAGUUUCUGCCUCCCAACGGCAACAAAGCAGGAGCCUGGGCAGCCGUUCUGAGAAUUUGGUCAGAAAGAUCUCAUUCAGAACAACAAUAGAAUGUAAUGAACUGUUUCAUUUGGAGGGGAUCUACAAUAAUUGUACUGUCCAGCUGCCUGAGCAAUUCACAGCUGACCAAAAGUUAAAGUGUGUUAUUAAGGGUGUUGUCCAAACAGCUCUAAAACGCUGACAGGCUUGGGGCUUCGACCACCUCUGUAGGAAGCCUGUUCAAGUGUUUGACUACUCUUGUGGUAGAUAAAUGAUGUCAAAUGUCCAGUCUGAACCUCCCCGGCACAGUUUUGAACCAUUCCUAUGCAUCCUGGCACUGAGUACCCAGGAGAGAUCGGCGCCUCUCUCUCCACUUCCUCUCCUUGGGAAGCUGUGGAGAGCAAUGGAGCCACCCUUCAUCAUCCUUUUCUCCAAACUAGGCAAACCCAAAGUCCUGAGCUGCUCAUCACAGUACCAAUACCUAGUUCCAAUACCUGAUGGAGGAGCUCUGUUAGUAGUUGUGACUUUUAGCAUGCAAAUUCUUGCCUCUUUUUUUUUUAAAUGAAGAAAACAUGAAGAUAUUGUAAUUGUAGCUUGCGUAAUCACAUUGAUGUUAACAUGUGGUGUUUCAUGUUUUGAAACGUGAGAAGGCUUAUAGACUCAGUUGUUGAUUUCCUUGUGUAUCUCUGCCUCGGAGGGUAAGGAAGUAACCUAGGCAAUAGUGCUAGUUCCUGCUCUGCCAGGAGGUCAGCACAGGGGGAGCCAGAAUAGACUUAGCCAGGAGAUACAGGUGUCCUUUGAUGGCAUCAGAGAACUGAUGCUACUAAAACCCUGAGAGCUUUAAUCACAACCAGGGAAGGAGCAAACAGUACUUAAACAGACUCAAAAGCUCAUCCUUGGGAAAUCCUUUACCUUUCUUUCUUCAGCUUGUCACUGUCCAACCCAUGGGACACAUCUCCAGAUUCUUCAUCACAUGAUGGUUCUGCAAAGCUGGCCUAAAUGUGCUCCUGCCAGAAGAAUUGUACUUCCUUUGGCUCAUUUGGCCCUGCCUCUGUGCUGUUCUUGUACCAGCAGGAGAAAAAUGCUAAGGAAUGGCUAAAUAAAUAACCAGAGAUGCAGAAGGCGGGGUGUGUCUGUUUCAGCAUUGAGGCCUCAUUUGUUAAAUAUCGGACUCAUCAGACUGCAGCUCACUUUGCUCCUUUCAUUCCAAGUCCUUUGCCUUACUGUCUGCAUUCAGAGCAAAUGAAGCUCUGCUUUUAUGGUAUCGGGAUACCAGGCAGCUGGAGAAAGCUGUUGUGCAGAUGUUUAGUUGCAGGACCAGCACUGCCUCCAGGCUAUAAAAGCAGCUGUAGCUCAGAAACUCCUGACAGUGACGAUGACUCGGAACCUCUACCCAGAGACACAAACAGAGAUUCAGAAGAGGAGACAGAAGGAGAUCCAUCACCCAAAAAGCAAAAAAGAAUUCAGGAAGAUGAUGAUGAUGAUGGCUUUUUUGGGCCUGCUCUUCCUCCUGGAUUCAAAAAACAGGAUGAUUCUCCAGAGAGGCCUAUUAUAGGUCCUGCAUUACCACCUGGCUUUAGGAAACAGGACACCGGGAAUAGCCGAUGUGCCAUAGGACCGUCUGUUUCAUCAGAAUGCCAUACCCAGGUAACAGAUAGUAGCGAGGAAGAUGAUAAUCUUAUAGGCCCAAUGCCUGCAAAAGGACCAGUGGAGUCUGAUGUGACUAAAGAAUUUGAACGCAGAGCACAGAGAAUGAAGGAAAAACUUACUUCAGCAGACAGCGAUGAACCCAAGCAAGUUACCAGGGAAUCAUGGAUGACUGAGCUUCCACCUGAACUGAAAAGCUUUGGAUUUGGCCCAAGAACAUUCAAAAGAAGAGCUGACGACAAAUCAGGUGAUAGAUCUGUUUGGACAGAUACUCCAGCUGACAGAGAGAGAAAAGCCAAGGAAAGAGAAGAGGCAAAAAAGUCAAGCAGCAAGGAUAAUGAAGAAAUUGGAUUAUCUGGGAGAGACAAGAGACUUGUUGAGCAGGUGACUUCAUACAAUGAGUCAAAGAGGUCAGAAUCUCUCAUGGACAUACAUAAGAGAAAGCUAAAGAGCAAAGCAUCUGAAGAAAAGAGCAAACCUCAGGAAAGAAGGCCGUUUGACCGAGACCAGGAUCUCAAAGUCAAUCGAUUUGAUGAAGCACAAAAGAAAGCUCUUAUAAGAAAAUCCAGAGAUCUGAAUAGUAAAUUUGAGCACAGUAAAGGCAAUAUGUUUUUGUAACAUAAAAUCAUGAAGCUUUUUUGAAGUUAAGUCAAUUAAACUUUGAAUACUUAAUUUUUUAAGUAUUUUUCUGUAAAUAUUUGUAUGCAAAUAAAUAUCCUGAUCUUUAAGUACUUUUCCUUGUCUGUAAAUACUCUGUUAGGGAGGAUCGUCUGUACUAAAACUAAAAUGGUAAAAAGGAGUCCUAAUAUAAAAAAAGAUAAUGUAGAUUUGAUACUUUAAAACAUUGAUAAAUAUAUUCUUUCUUUUUUUGUUAGCAUGAAAAUAAUUGAUUAAAAUAGGUGUUACUUUAAGGAGUUCUGCGUAUGAUCUUGCAGUGGAGUUGGCAGUUUCCCUCUUUCUCCUGCCAUGCUUAAGAUACUUGCUGAGCCUGACCUGAAGACCAUGAAUAAAUCCCCUGUAGGCUCAUGGGCAGGACACUGCUUGACUAGAGCUCCUGCUGGAGAGUAUAAGCUCAAAUGACAACUUUUAUGUCUGCCCAGUGCUUUUAUUUCUAUGAUCCUGUGUCUGCACACAAAUACAGAUUUACAUAUACGCAGUAUAAUUUCUGUACUAUAAGAGGAAGAGCUAGUGCUAGCAGAAGCAAUAAAACCUCAAGAUUUGCAGAUUUAAUUAUAAAAUGAUAGUACACAAGAUGAGAAAAUCUAAUUUGAGUUUCAAUUUGCAGGGCCUAUCAUCAGACUAUCCAUUUUUUUUUAAGCAAUUACAACGUGAAAACCAAACCAAAAUAAAGCUUAUUUUGUCAGUUAAUUUGCAGAGCAAAACAGCUCUUUGGUAUUAAAAAGGAAACAAAUCUGGCAUUUAAAAAAAUCUCCAUCCAUGUUUAGUUCUUUAGCUCUUCUCUGUGUGUGCAGAGCAGCUCAAGGGAGGGUUGUGUUACCUAUUUAAAAUUAGACUUGUGCUUUCAUUCUUUUUUUCUCCAGUAAUGUUUGAGAUCCUUUUUAAGGAGCUACUGAAAGUAUCUAAACGUGAACAUUUUGUACAUGAGACCUUGUCAACGUGUUUGGAAGUGUGACAUAAUUUGUGUAUUAAAUCCAUGGAGUUCACUGUAAUUUGAAAAAAGGCUACCGUGACAGAGGCUGUCUGGAUUGGUUCACAUUAACAGAGCUGUGACCUGAUGAGGCACAGCAAGAAAUGGCUAAAAACUUAGGUGUUAUUUUAUUGCGGGUGUGUAUGAGCCCAAGGCACAGCCCUCUGGUGCUGAGAAUAUUCACAUUCACAAUUGAAUGCUUACAUAUGAUGUAUUUAAAUAAAUGCUUCUUUUUUCUUAAUAGGGAGUUUAUUUUGCCAUCUGAAAAGUCUGCUACCUUCAGGAGGAAGAGGGACUAGUUUUGUGUUUGUUUUUUCUUUAAUCAGUUUUGAAUUUCUGAGCCUUUUUGUUUGGAGGCGAGAGAAAGGCUGAAAUGAAGGCCAUUUACUUUUCCUCCCCUCAAACUGUUAGUGCCUUUUGCUUUUUUGCUCCAGCAAACAAGUUCCCACUAGGUUUCUGCCUUACGAGUUGUCUCUCUCCCCUUUUUGGGAAGCUUCUCUGCAGCUGAGGGUUAAAUAGCGUCUAGCAAUUUAGCGAAUGAAGAUUUCUUAGUUGGUAUAUUUGGGUUUCUUUAGGCAACGAAAGUAGUGACAAGGCGAGCACUGCAGGACCAGCUAACUCUUCGUGGUUGACAAAAAAAAGAUUCUCAUGCUUGCUUUUGGAAACCCUGCUGCUGUGAGAAAUCAAUUUAUGAUCGGUGUUGUCUUGUGCUGAAAGAGCCGAUCUCAUGAGCACAUUGUGCAGUCUUUGCUAAUUCAGAGAAGACUAGCAGGGACGUUUGCACAAACGAAGGCUGAUGGAAUUACGAUGUUGUUGUUAGAUGUUUCAUUUUCAUUUUUGUUCUUUAGCCCCUCCUCCAAACCGAGGACCGGUCACAGGCAUUGCAGAUGGCUGGAUCUUGCCAUCCAGCUGCAUCCCUGCCGUUUGCUCACUGCCCUCUCUGGCCCCACCACCGUCUCUUGCCCUUUCCAAGGACACAUUUGAGUGGAAGCUCCAUCAUGUUUCUCAAGAGGAGAGCUCUUGUAAGGGGAGUGCAGGCAGCCCCUUUGCAGUCACGUGGCGGUGUGUUACACCUCUGUACGUGGGAGGUGCAGUUCUAAUUAGAGAGGCCUUGAUGUGAGUUGGGAACGUGUUUUCUCUCAUCUACUUAAUCUUUUCUUUCCACUCUGUAGCAGCCUCUUGAAGACCUGAUGAAAUCUGUUAUGAACUUGAGAAGGGGGGGAGAACUUGGAAUUGCUGAGAGUUCAAAUUAAGCCUUUCAUUACUUUGAGUAAAUUGAGUGAACUUUUGAAUUGCAUUAAUACACAAACUGAUCUCCUCCUACCAACUCCAAACCAUUCCCUCAAACAGUCAUUAGAGCAAACAGUAACUCAGUAAAUUACAAGCUCUGUAAGCCUUUGUGGGAAAAGAUGAGCUGUCCUCUACAAUUUGGACAAGCUGUAAAGCAUUUCUGCAGAAAUGUUAGUGAGCCAUUUUUCAGAAUCUCAUUUGAAAAACCAGAUUUUAUUUUGCUGAAAAUGCUCCCCAUAAUUACUAUGUAAAGUUUCUGGUAACCAGCUCCCAGCAUGGAUUUAAAGUAUUCUAUUGUGCUGCCAGCCUGCGUUGCAGCUCAAGGCAAGUCAGGAAACUCUUUUGUAAAAAAAAAUGUCAGGGAAGUUUUCCUGGAUGUGAAAAGCCUGCCAGCCUGGAUUUUAAAGCACUUGCCUUUGUGUUGUGCUGGCAUAGGCAUCCUUCAUUAAUACUGAUGUUAAAAAUUUCUGCUCAAGAGUAGGGUUUCCUCCUUCUGAAACAUCAAAUAGAUGUGGAAUUCACAGUGAAGUCAAUGAAAAGAAGGCUUUUGUGGUAGGCAUACAAUAAAUUGAAUAUUUAGGAGGAAUUUUAAGGAAUAUUAUAUAGUAAUAACAAAAAAUAAUGAAAAAUACCCUGCUGAGUCUGCUGUUACCAAGGAACAAUUAAAAGCAAUAAAGACAUUUCAAGAAAACUUAUGGAUCUCUUUGUACGUAUCUUUAGGAUAAAAUAUUGAGCUACCCUGAUGUGCGAUCUAGACAAUUUUGUGGGGUGUUGUAAAGCAAUACUGUCACCUGAGGAAAAUCUCUGGUCUUGAUUUAAACACCUACUUUUGGAGAGUUAUUUUUUGCUUCUGCUGCUGCAGUCAGUGGAUGCAUCGUGCACAUUGGCUUUUCUGGAUGAAGUGUGUUUCCCAAACAAUAAACUUUGAUGGUGUCAUGUUGAUAGCACAAGAGCAGCAUUAUCAAAAUAGCUUUCUUCUAGAAAGAAACAUUGAGAUGAAGCAUUGAUAUGUUUCUGUUCAGUAGAAAAGGCAUUUUUUUCUGCAUAAAAGAUGUUUCAAAGUGCUCCAGAGGGCUCCUGGAGUCCAGGGCUACUCAUGCUCAGGGACUUGUUUUGUUUCUGAAAUUACAACUUUGUUAUUUUUGUCUGGCCAAUUAGCAAUUCUCUGUUCACUUAAGAGUAAUAUAGCAUCAAAAAUUGGAAUCUGAGAAAACAUUCUCUUUGUGCAUUGUCAACUUCAGCUGUCCUGCUUGCGUACAGUAUUAGUUUCUAAUUGCAUGCUUAGCUAAUUCUCAAAUAAAACACAUAUAUAUUACUUUCUGUCCUUAUGAAUUGUGUGCAGCGUUUUAUAUGCUGGAA